AUGGUGUUCGGCAAGCCCACCAAAGGCGAGAAGAGCGCCGGCGUUAUCUACAGCUCCGAGCAGCAACCUGCCGGCCAGGUCGAAGCGCAACCCAUCGACGCAUCGUCAACAGAACCAUCCUCGGAGUCUGCUUCGACAUCGGGAAGAAAGCAACGCAACUGGUCACAGCGUCUCAACCCACUCAAGACGAAAUAUGUGCCCCUAGUUCCUGACAGGCGUCAGCCAUCGUUGGAGGCAGGAGCUGGAUUCUUCAGCAGACUGUUGUUCACUUGGGUUACUCCUCUCAUGCAUGUUGGCUAUCAGCGGCCGUUGGAACAAAACGACAUCUGGGAGGUUAACCCCGAGCGAAGCGCCGAGGUUCUCGAAGUCAAGUUCCGCGCCGCAUUUCAGAGGCACACGGCGAGUGGCAGCUCUCGCCCUCUCUUGCGCGCCCUUCUUAGCACCUUCAAGAAGGAGUUUGUCGUCGGCGCGCUAUGCCAGCUUGGCAGCACCGUGGCAUCGACCAUCUCGCCCUUCCUACUGAAGUAUCUGAUUGCGUUCGCGACUGAGGCCUACAAUGCAGCCAAGAACGGCUCGGCAGCACCGAACAUCGGAUACGGUGUCGGCCUCGUCAUCAUCAUCACGUUCUUGCAGAUCGUCAUGACGCUCAGCAUCAACCAUUUCCUGUACUUUGGCAUGACGGUAGGCGGCGAGGCAAGAGCCGUCUUGAUGUCUGUCAUCUUCGACAAGGCCAUGAAGAUCUCGGGACGCGCCAAGGCCGGGGGUUCAUCCGAUGUCGCACUCCCACCUAGCGAUGUAGCUCCUGGCAGCGACGAGGAGAAGAAGUGGUACAAGAAGCUACUGGGAACUAAGAAGAAGCAAGACAAGCCGAAACAACCUGAGACCAAGUCCGAAGGAGAGAGCGGAUGGAGUAAUGGUCGCAUUGUCAACCUCAUGUCAACAGACACCUACCGCAUCGAUACGGCUAGCGGCUUCUUCCACCUUCUCUGGGGCUCACCACUUAACAUUGUCAUUACAAUGGUCCUGCUUCUCAUCAACUUGACCUACAGCGCCUUGCCGGGUCUCGGUCUAUUGUUCAUCUGUUCUCCCGCUCUGGGACUGGCCUUCAAGGCUCUUUUCAAGCGUCGCUUCGCCAUCAACCAGAUCACGGACGCUCGAGUUAGUCUCACGCAGGAGGUCAUGCAAGCCAUGCGCUUCGUCAAGCUUUUCGGCUGGGAAACGAGUUUCUUGGGUCGCAUCGACGAGAUUCGCAAGAAGGAGAUCAGGUCAAUCCAGAUUCUGAUGUCCAUCCGCGACGGUAUUCAGGCUGUUUCCAUGAGCAUGCCCGUCUUUGCCUCAAUGCUUUCUUUCAUCACUUACUCGCUUACGAGCCAUUCCUUGAACCCUGCCCCUAUCUUCAGUUCACUGGCUUUGUUCAACAAUCUGCGGAUGCCUUUGAACAUGCUCCCUAUGGUCAUUGGGCAAGCGGUCGAUGCUCUAGCGUCUGUCAAGCGCAUCGAGGAAUUCCUACUUGCCGAGGAGUCGACGGACGACGUCCAAUACGAUUACAACGGUCAGAACGCCAUCACGGUUGAAGACGCGACAUUCACUUGGGAGCAGACAUUGGCCCAAGCACGCGAAGGUCUCAGCGAUAGGGAGAACGGUCCCGGUGCCAGAACCCCCAGCACAAUCACCAUGUUGGAGCCAUUCCACAUUCCCAACCUUAACCUGGCUAUCGGCAGAUCAGAGCUGGUGGCUGUGAUUGGAAGUGUUGGAUCAGGGAAGACGUCGCUAUUGGCCGCUCUGGCUGGUGAGAUGCGCCAAACGGGCGGUUGCUUGACACUAGGUGCCACGCGGGCUUUCUGCCCGCAGUACGCCUGGAUUCAGAAUGCCAGUGUUCGGGAUAACAUCAUCUUCGGACGCGACUUCGACCGCGAAUGGUACGACAAGGUAACGGAGGCGUGUGCUCUUCGUCCCGACUUCGAGAUGCUUCCCGACGGCGAUCGCACUGAAAUUGGCGAGCGCGGCAUCACUGUCUCCGGUGGGCAAAAACAACGCAUCAACAUUGCCCGUGCCAUCUACUUCAAUGCCGAUAUUGUGUUGAUGGAUGACCCCCUCUCUGCGGUGGAUAUCCACGUGGGAAAACAGAUCAUGGACAAGGCCAUCUGUGGCUUGCUGUCAAACAAGUGUCGCAUCCUGGCUACACAUCAGCUUCAUGUCCUCAACCGUGCCGACAGGAUCAUCUGGUUGGACGAGGGUCAUAUCAAGGCUGAGGGUAGCUACGAAGAGCUCAUGUCCGAAAACGAGGAAUUCGAGAAGCUUAUGGCACUCACCCAUGUCGAUGAGCAAGAGGGCUCACAACAAAACCCCAACAAGCCUGUCACCUCUACCACCGAGGAACCGAUCAACGAGGAGGAAAAGCUGGUCAAGAUCGAAACGCACAAGAGUACAGCAGCGUUGAUGCAAGCCGAAGAACGCGCGUUGGACGCCGUCAGCUGGAGCGUCUACGGCGCCUACAUCCGGGCCAGCGGCUCCAUCCUUGUCGCGCCCUUGGUCAUCGGUUUUCUUGUUCUCGCUCAGGGAUGCAACAUCAUGACAAGUUUAUGGCUAUCAUGGUGGACGGCAGAUCAGUUCUCCAACGUUGACGAGGACACCUACAUCGCCGUCUAUGCAGGACUGGGCGCAGCGCAAGCGAUAUUGAUGUUUUGCUUUGCUGUGUCCAUCUCGAUCUUUGGAACACGCGCUUCAAAGGUCAUGCUCAAUCGUGCCAUGACCAAAGUCCUUCGCGCCCCCAUGUCCUUCUUCGACACAACACCGCUGGGCCGCAUUACGAAUCGCUUCAGCAAGGACAUCGAUGUCAUGGACAACACCCUCACUGAUUCCCUGCGCAUGUACUUGCUGACCAUCAGCAUGCUGCUCUCAACUAUGGCCCUGAUUCUCGCGUAUUACUACUACUUCGUUGCGGCCUUGGUGCCGCUUUUGAUCAUCUUUCUCUUUUCCGCCAACUACUACCGCAGCUCGGCGCGUGAGAUCAAGCGCCAUGAAGCCAUCUUGCGUUCGCACGUCUUUGCAAAGUUCAGUGAGGCAGUGUAUGGCACCUCGACGAUCCGCGCUUAUGGACUUCGUGACCAGUUCACGGCAGUCUUGAGGAAGCAGAUUGAUGACUUUGACGGAGCGUAUUUCUUGACGUUCGGAAAUCAGCGGUGGUUGUCUCUGCGUCUCGACGCCAUUGGCCUGGUCACUAUUUUCGUUCUCGGUAUGCUGGUGGUCACGUCACGGUUCACCGUCAACCCCAGCAUCGGAGGUCUAGUCUUGUCAUAUAUGCUAGGCAUCAUGGGUCAGUUCCAGUUUGCAGUACGCCAAAUGGCUGAAGUUGAGAAUGACAUGAACAACACCGAGCGCAUCCACUACUAUGGCACGGGCUUGGAGGAGGAAGCACCGCUGCACAUUGGAGAGGGUAUGCCGAAGAGCUGGCCCAGCCAAGGCGAGAUCGUGUUUGACCAUGUGCAGAUGCGAUACCGGGCGGGAUUGCCGCUCGUGCUGAAAGACAUCCACAUGCACAUCAAGGGAGGCGAGCGUUUGGGGGUUGUCGGCCGCACAGGUGCCGGCAAGUCCAGCAUCAUGAGUAUGCUAUUUCGCCUUGUGGAAAUCAGCAGUGGUUCUAUUACCAUUGACGGAGUCAACAUCAGCACCAUUGGACUGCAGGAUUUGCGGUCUCGUCUGGCUAUUAUCCCACAAGAUCCAACGUUGUUUAAGGGCACCAUCCGGUCAAACCUGGAUCCUUUUGACGAGCACUCUGACAUUGAGUUGUGGGCGGCACUUCGACAGGCAAAUCUUGUCACUGACACGUCCUCACCGGGAGCUCUGGGCUUGCAGAGCGUGGUUGAGGAAGAGGGUCUUAAUUUCUCGCUAGGUCAGCGACAGCUGAUGGCCCUGGCCCGCGCCUUGGUUCGGGAUGCCAAGAUCAUUGUCUGUGACGAAGCCACGAGUUCGGUGGAUCUGGCUACAGAUCAAAAGGUCCAGCAGACCAUGGAGAGUUUCAGAGGCAAGACACUCCUGUGCAUUGCUCAUAGACUGGAGACUAUCAUUGGCUAUGACCGCAUUUGUGUACUAGAUAAGGGUGAAGUCGCGGAGCUUGGAACACCAUUGGAAUUGUUCGACAAGGGAGGCAUGUUCACGAGCAUGUGUGAGAAAGGAAGCAUCAAGAGAGAGGAUAUCUUGGAGAAGAUGACAUCCAAGUAG
Messenger RNA from Colletotrichum siamense, 4221 nucleotides. It is a transcript of the gene fer6-1, whose product is annotated as Multidrug resistance protein fer6. Bases 1 to 4221 code for a protein of 1406 amino acids. The record is from RefSeq and is a predicted model, not a curated record. Gene Ontology annotation, cellular component: membrane. Gene Ontology annotation, biological process: transmembrane transport. The transcript has 2 exons. NCBI's taxonomy places the organism in Eukaryota, Fungi, Ascomycota, Sordariomycetes, Glomerellales, Glomerellaceae. Gene Ontology annotation, molecular function: ABC-type transporter activity; ATP binding; ATP hydrolysis activity.